AUGUGGCUCUACGUAUUCAUCGUCGCUUUGGCUUUUCUUGCCGCCUGGUUAUACAAGCUAAAUCGGGAUUAUUGUGUAAUGGCGUUUUUUGCCAAGCGCUUGAAGACCGUUGACGGCACACCGUUGGAGCAUAUUGUACCGCAGGCGAAGGCAGAGACAAUAUUCGCAAAUGUUUUCGAUUGUUUUGGCGCUGAUAAUGUUGUACUCUUCGAUAGCAGUCGCAUCUCCGCGGCCACUCUACGCAAAAGCUAUGUGGAAUACAAUUUAUUUACGACUUUCUACAAUGUGAUUACCGCCGAAGAUGCGGAAUUAUUGCUGAAUGAUAAGAAUCUGAUUACGAAAGGUAUUGCAUACUAUUUCCUCGAACCCUUCCUGCACACGGGUCUAUUAACAUCAACAGAUAAAAAAUGGCAUACGCGCAGAAAAAUGCUAACACCCGCCUUUCAUUUUAAUAUACUUGGACAGUUUGUGGAGGUUUUCAAAGAGGAAAGCCAAAAAUUCGUGGACCAACUGGAGGCCAUAGAUAGCAAUUCGGUCACCGUAAACGAAAUUAUACCAAAAUUUACUUUGAAUAACGUUUGUGAGGCCGCUUUGGGCGUUAAACUGGAUGAACAACUCGAUGACCAAGAAUAUCGCGCGAGUUUUAAAAUGAUUGAGGAAGCCUUUAUUUUGCGUAUCAGUAAUCCCUUCUAUAUGAUCGAUACUAUAUAUGAUAUUUUUAUGGCACCUAAAAUGAUGAAACAUCUGGAAACCGUGCAUGGUUUCUCCAGCAAUAUCAUACACAAACGUCGACAGUUGUUCGCCGCAAAAUUGGAGCAAAGUCCGGUUAAAGAGGCAAAUGAUGAAGACUUCGGCUUUACUAAAAAGAAGCGCUACGCCAUGUUGGACACACUUUUGCAUGCUGAACGUGAUGGACUCAUUGAUCAUGCGGGUAUUUGUGAGGAAGUGGAUACGUUUAUGUUCGAGGGCUUCGACACCACUUCGAUGGCGCUGAUAUUUGCACUGAUGAACCUCUCGCUGUACCCAGAAAUGCAGCAGUUGUGCCAUCAAGAGUUAGUCGAGCACAUAGAAGAUGAUUUACAUAAGCUUGAUGUUAAUGAUCUUGGCAAACUGAAGUACCUGGAGUGUUUUAUUAAGGAGACUUUACGUCUCUAUCCUUCAGUGCCGGGCAUAAUGCGCAAGGUAAUGCGCGAUACCAGUCUGGCCAAUAAUGUCUUCUUGCCCGCAGACACACAAAUCUCCAUACACAUUUUUGAUAUACAACGUGAUCCCAAGUAUUUUCCGGAACCAGAUAAGUUCGACCCAACACGUUUUACACCGAAAAACUCAGAGGGCAGGCAUCCUUACGCCUAUAUACCCUUUAGCGCCGGUCAACGAAAUUGCAUUGGUCAAAAAUUUGCAAUGUUGGAGAUAAAAACUUUGCUGGUUUAUAUCUUGAAGAAGUUUAAAAUUUUUCCUUUAAUGGAUCCAAAAGAUUUGCGGUUUGAAACUGGCAUUAUUUUAAGGACACCAAAUGCGAUCAAAGUGAAACUGCAGAAGAGAUCAAGUUCCUAAACCAUCUUAGAACAUAUGAAUGGACGAUA
This is a messenger RNA of Bactrocera latifrons, 1583 nucleotides long. RefSeq names its product cytochrome P450 4p1-like. The coding region runs from base 1 to 1554 and encodes 517 amino acids. Gene Ontology annotation, molecular function: monooxygenase activity; oxidoreductase activity, acting on paired donors, with incorporation or reduction of molecular oxygen; iron ion binding. The transcript is spliced from 8 exons. The record is from RefSeq and is a predicted model, not a curated record. Lineage: Eukaryota; Metazoa; Arthropoda; Insecta; Diptera; Tephritidae.